AUGGCGAGCGAUCAGAUUGAUACUGGCGCUCCUGCGCUUUCUUCUCAGGGCCCACCGGACGCAGAUCCGAACCCACCGGGUCAAGAUCGAAAUAUUGAGUCCGCCCUGAGGCAAAUCAACACCAACAUGGGCACGAUGACUCAACUUUUAACCGACGUGUGUGCGCGCCUUCCCACGACCGAGGCACACCGAGCGGCUAGUUCCUCUUGCCGAAGCCCACCGGGCACAAGGCACACAGACCAAAAACGGCGGUCCGAUUCCAUCUCCUCCGUUGAAUCAUCAGACAAUGAACAUGAGCCACGGUGAAAAUCGAGGAGAGAGGACGAUUCCCUAAGCCUGCAUGCAACAGAUGAUGACGUUGCACAACUAUUUGCCGACCCGGCAUCAAAUCCCGCAACUGUCACCGACAACACGGAUACAGCGGGCGAGGACGAGUUACUAAAAGAACUUGUAACCUCCUUACAAGAGGAAGACGCAAAAGGGCCAAAAGUCCAACAACAGCUGGCCGAAAUUGCCAACAAAAGAUGGGGCAAUAAGCUCAAUUCGGACAAAAUAAAUAGCAUUCUGGGCAAACACCCGCAGCCAGAAAAUUGCGAGGAACUGGGGAUCAAACGCGUUAAUCCUGAGAUCUGGGCGUCCCUAAAUGCUGCCAAAAGAAAGGCAGAUUUACGACUCGCAAACAUGCAGCAGGCCCUGCAAAAGCCACUUUCUCGAUUGUCACGACUUGCGAUAAACUUUUGGCCGUAA
Messenger RNA from Porites lobata, 747 nucleotides. The record is from the annotation of a GenBank genome assembly. Lineage: Eukaryota; Metazoa; Cnidaria; Anthozoa; Scleractinia; Poritidae.